GACGAGGGAGCGCGGCGAGUAGAAAACGGCGUCGUCCACUUCCUCCUUUUUCCGGGGAAGACAGUGGAGGAAGGUCCAGUCCGGCUGGGCGACGCUUCCCGUCUGGAGAUGACGAAACCAAACAAAAAAGUGUCGGUCACCAAAACGUUGCAGUCGCGAGCCGCCUCCGCGGGCUCCGAGGUCAGGAGCAGCUGGGUACCAUGCUGGAGUCGCAUAAAACGCCUCAAAACUGGCAGGUAACGCACAGGUCGGCACGCUUGUUUGGGGAGUAUCAAGAUGGCGGAUGGCGACUUCCGUUUUGGUGGCCAAUGACAUGGAAAAGGAGGAAUGCGCUGGGAAGUUUUCCUGCAGGAGAUCUUCGCACGUCGAGGAGCGUCUUCCCCCCCCCCCCCCCGGUCCUGGUCUCCCUUCUCAGCAUGGACGUGCGGUCGCUCCUCUUGCUCUGCGUCCACAUCUGCUUCUGCUCUGCCUACGAAGGGUCAGGACAGCACGCCUACGGAGAUGAUGAGGAAUGGUAUUCUCAUGCAUUCAAAGGGGCAGCGUGGUGCGCGCCCAUCAAGGUGAAGCACGGCGACGUGAGCUGCUGGACGCCAAGGGGGCAACAGUCCAAGAGCGCCAUGGGGGCGCGCUGUAAAAUCCGCUGCAAGCAAGGGUACGAGUCUCAGAGCAGCGAGGUGGUGUGCAUGGCCAGCAAGCACUGGUCCUCCAGCUACGCGUGUCAAGAGAUCCGCUGUCCCAAGAUGAGCAUGCCCACCGACGGCGGCUACAAGUGUUCGGACGGCUCCUACUACAACUCCCGCUGCGAGUUCUUCUGCUCACCAGGGUUCACCCUGAAGGGGCCCAAGACGGCCACGUGCCAGUACAACAAAGCCUGGAGCGCCGCGGUCCCCACCUGCGUCGACGAGGACCCUCCAAAGAUCAAGUGUCCUCAUGUGAAGGACAAAUGGGCAGAACCGGGCAAGCUGACUGCCCGGGUGACCUGGGACACGCCCGAGGGCGUGGACACGGCCGACGGCAUCCUCACCGACGUGAUCCUGAAAGGCAAAGCUCCAAAAUCGGACUUCCCCGAAGGUCUUCACAAGAUGUCCUACACUGUGUCGGACCGCGCGGGGAACAAAGGAUCCUGUCGCUUCACCGUCCGAGUCCGAGUGCGGCGCUGCAGUCCGCUGUCCCCCCCCGACAACGGCUACAUGAAAUGCGACAGCGACGGCGAUAACUACGGCGCCACCUGCCAAUUCUCCUGCACCGGCGGCGCCGACCUCCAGGGCAGCGCCGCCAGGGUGUGCCAGUACGGACUCACCUGGUCCGGCAGCGACACCAACUGCGCACCCAUGAACAUUAACGUGGGGGUGCGCAGGGCCUCGGCGCUGCUCGACCAGUUCUACGAGAAGCGACGGCUCCUCAUUAUCUCCGCCCCGACAGCCGCCAAUCACAAUUACCGCUUCCAGAUGACCAAUCUGCAGCAUGCCCAGUGUGGACUGGACCUCCGUCACAUGACCGUCAUUGAGCUGGUGGGGAAUUUCCCGGCCCAAAUCGGCCGCAUCCGACACAGGCUUCUCCCCCCCAUGCUCGCCUUGCAACUCAGGUUACUGCUCCAGAUCCCGCAAAGGUCCUUCCAGAUGGUCCUGGUGGACAAGCAGGGCACGGACAAGCAGCGCUACCCGUUCCCGAUCACGGCGGCCGAGCUGUUCACCACCGUGGACGCUUUCCCCCUGCGCAAGGACGAGAUGGCCAUGCAGCAGGCGGCCGGACAGACCUGCCAAUCGUAACGGGCGCCGUUCGGAUCCGCCCGUCCCGGGACUCGCAGCCAUUUUCCAUCCGGCGGCUUCCCUCAAGUCAAGUUUUCGGAAGCCGUUCAAGUCACACGUCACAACAAUCAUAUUGAUUCCUGUGUCUUGGUCCACCGGUAUGUUUUUUAUUUUUA
Messenger RNA from Syngnathoides biaculeatus (alligator pipefish), 1924 nucleotides. It is a transcript of the gene srpx, whose product is annotated as sushi-repeat containing protein X-linked. The transcript has 13 exons. Bases 201 to 1769 code for a protein of 522 amino acids. The record is from RefSeq and is a predicted model, not a curated record. NCBI's taxonomy places the organism in Eukaryota, Metazoa, Chordata, Actinopteri, Syngnathiformes, Syngnathidae.